Molecule: messenger RNA, 1019 nt
Organism: Saprolegnia diclina VS20
Lineage: Eukaryota; Oomycota; Saprolegniomycetes; Saprolegniales; Saprolegniaceae
Exons: 7
Coding region: 176-976 (266 amino acids)
Source: RefSeq, a predicted model, not a curated record
CGCACGUCUCCACUAUGCCUGUCUCCUAGAAUGCAGUGACGUAUCCUUGGAACGCUUGACCGAGCGUUGGUCGUGAGCCCUGGGCUGGUAGAAUGAGGCGAUGCUAUUGGCCGAAAGACGAUUAUUUUAUCCAAUGGCAUUGCGCAUAGAUUGACAGUCUCCAAGGCGCAGCGUGAUGGACAAGGACCGCAAGGACGAACCUGACCCGUAUGCGGCGCUGCGGCAGACCGUAGGCGACACGCUCACGCGUCUUCGCGACGACGUCGACAGCAACCUCGUCGUGUUUCGCUAUGGCUGCAUGGUCACGAUGCUCGGCUGCGUCUACGUGACUGUACGCUCGACUGGCGCGCUCACGCGUUUUUCGACGAUUCCGACGCUGCCACUCGGGAAGAAGGUCGUCGCGCGCGUCGUGGGCCAGCACCCCAAGGACCCUACCGUGCUCUACGUCUACCACACGCCGUUCCUUCGGCGCGUGUUCUUGCGCGAGACGCUGCCUCGCGGCAUGUCUGGCCACGAGCUCAUCGGUGACCCGACCAAGUGCGGCGUCCUCGCCGUCCGGCCAUUUGGCGUGCAGUUCGAGACCGACGACGUUUUGUACUCGCACCUUGUGUCCAAGCAGCGCUACGUCAAGCUCGAGAUGCUCUACCGGACCAAGGAACCGGAUCUCGGCGUCUGUGCCAUGUCCACACGCAGUUACAUUCGCCGCCAGGACGUGGCCGAGACGGCCGUCUCGCAAGGCGUUGGUGUCUGCCGCGUCGAGUCGUUUGCAGAAACGGGUGUCACGAGCGCAAGCUGCGUCCCCAAGAUGGAAGCCCGCGCCCAGCGACUCUUGCACUGCGAGAAGCACGCGCAGACCAUGCGCUUUGGUCGCUGGAAGGACUGGCAAGAAGACGAGCUCAGCCAGCGGAUCGUCUCGGCGGGCAAGCGCGCGUCCAACGCAGCGCUGCACAAGGUGUUUGGCGUCUUCAAGUCGUAAGCAUCUCAAUGCCAGUUUCAGGACAUGGAGUCCGUCGCACGCU